UUCUCUUGCAUCGAACGCCACUAGUAACGGUCAGCAACUGUCAACCACUCAAACCAAAACUCCCUCUCUCACUCAAUCAGAUACUCUCUCGCUAGUUCCUUCUUCUCACUCAACAAUGGCGCUUAGAUUUCAUGCAUCAAACAUUAGCGCAUGCCCACCUCCAUUCCCGCAUAGAAUUCACAAAUUUUUCUCUUCAAAGCCCUUCAAGCCCUCUGCAACUCGCCCAACUUCUCUUCUUUUGAGAGCCUCAGUUGUAGAACAGCAAGAGCUGACCUUCACUGAAGAAGAAAACCAGCUCAUUGAUGCCCUUAUCGGCAUCCAAGGCCGUGGCAAAUCAGCUUCUCCUCAGCAAAUCAACGAUGUUGAACGUGCAGUCAAAAUCCUUGAAGAUUUACCAGGCGUGCCUGAUCCAACAGGUUCUAGGUUAAUUGAGGGUCGUUGGCAACUAAUGUUUACAACAAGACCUGGAACAGCUUCACCAAUUCAGAGAACAUUUGUGGGGGUUGACAAUUUUAGCAUAUUUCAAGAGAUAUCCCUUCGAACAAAUGACCCGCGUGUAGCAAAUAUUGUGAAGUUUUCUGAAGCAAUAGGUGAGCUAAAAGUAGAGGCAGAAGCAUCGAUCGGAGAUGGAAAAAGGAUCCUUUUCAGAUUCGAUAGAGCAGCCUUCUCUUUUAAAUUCCUACCUUUUAAGGUACCUUAUCCAGUGCCAUUCAGGCUUCUUGGUGAUGAAGCAAAGGGUUGGCUGGACACUAUAUAUUUGUCUCCCUCUGGAAACCUCCGCAUAUCAAGAGGAAAUAAGGGCACCACAUUUGUGCUGCAAAAGAAAACAGAUUCAAGGCAACAGCUACUAGCUGCCAUUUCAACUGGAACAGGAGUUAGAGAGGCAAUUGACGAGUUUGUCGCCUUGAAUGGGAAUACAGCUGAAGAUGAACCAGAACUCAUAGAGGGAGAAUGGCAGAUGAUAUGGAGUUCUCAGGUGGAGACAGAUAGUUGGUUAGAGAAUGCAGGCAAUGGUCUCAUGGGCAAGCAGAUUGUCAAGAAGGAUGGACAACUGAAAUUUGUGGUUGAUAUCUUGCUUGGGUUCAGAUUCUCCAUGACCGGCACGUUUGUAAGAUCAGCAGCCAACACGUACAAUGUCACCAUGAGUGAUGCAGCCAUUAUUGCAGGGCAGUUUGGUUAUCCCAUAGAGGGGAUGGAAACAAAGAUCAGUCUGGAGCUGCUGUACAGCGAUGAAAAGAUCAGAAUCAGCAGAGGAUACAACAACAUUCUUUUUGUGCACGUAAAGAGCAACGGAUUGAAGAAAAAGUAAAUUCCAUAAUUUGAUAAUACAAUGACUACACAUGUAAUCGAUAUAACAAGACUCUGACUUCAUAUGAAGUUUUUGUGGUCAAUAGUUGCCUAUUGACUGGUCAUCUAAGAACAGUAGCAUAAUGAUGAAUUUUAAAACAA
This is a messenger RNA of Mangifera indica (mango), 1449 nucleotides long. Its product is annotated as probable plastid-lipid-associated protein 12, chloroplastic. Lineage: Eukaryota; Viridiplantae; Streptophyta; Magnoliopsida; Sapindales; Anacardiaceae. The coding region runs from base 116 to 1309 and encodes 397 amino acids. The record is from RefSeq and is a predicted model, not a curated record. The transcript is spliced from 11 exons.